Molecule: messenger RNA, 14913 nt
Organism: Uranotaenia lowii
Lineage: Eukaryota; Metazoa; Arthropoda; Insecta; Diptera; Culicidae
Product: nyctalopin-like
Exons: 8
Coding region: 2575-4692 (705 amino acids)
Molecular function (GO): protein binding
Source: RefSeq, a predicted model, not a curated record
AAAUCGGGCCUAUGUCGGUUGACGUCGUCGUUGUUGAGUUUUGUUCUUCGUGUUUUGGUGCAGCAGAUCGCGCGAGCUGACGACGAGUGAAGGCGACGCGUGUGUGUUGUUUUGAAAACGGACGUUUCUACGGAUUGACGAUUGGAACUCAAGAAGGACGCACGACGAGCUUCCUGUUGUGAGUGUUUGUUGGAGGCAGGCGAAUCGAUUUGUCUGGGAGCCGUUGUUGUUUAUGAGUUUUUCGGGGGGCCGCAGUGAUUUUGCAUACCUUUGGCGGUUGGGUUUUUCGAUACGAUUUCUGGUGUUAAGAACCAUGUUCGAUAGAGAAGUUUUUCGAUAGAGAAGUUUCCCGGCAAGACCGGGUCUUAGGUUCGUGAAUGGUGAAACUUAACACCCAAACGGAAUGUUGAAGAAACGUUAGACCGGCUACGUUAUCGAAAGCUUUUGUCUAAGUAGAACGAAAACACCAAGUGAUUUGUUGAUUUCGGUGAUUUUUUCGUUCAUUUCUUUCGUUUGCCAUGAAUGUUCCAUAAGACGUGUGCCAAUGCUUGGUAAGGUGGUGUAUUUUUGGGAUUCCAUUUCCGGGAAGAAAGCUGAAGAGUCACAGCAGCAAAAGAAGAAAAGUGGUUCUAAUUUGAGCGUUCGAAGAAUAUCCCACAGUGUGUGAAUGGGGGCCAGAGGGAAAACCUUUUGAGUGAAAAUGAGCCGAAACCGCUAAUGGUUGUUGGACCCGGGAAAAUUGCACCAUUAGAACCGCAUUGUUUCUAAUUUACAGCAAAGAGAGAAACAAAAAAUUGGUCGGAAAGAAAUUGAAUUUUAUGUUCAACCGACAAAAAAUGUGCCAAGAGUGCUAGCCAGCAUUUGAAGAAAGUGUGUCAUCUAAUGUGCAGCCCGGCCCAGAAUCAUAACCGCAGAUCACCGAAAAUCUUCGCGCGGGCGUAGGAGUUUAGAAGAAUGAAACCAAACUCUCGACGCUUGAAUGGUUUGAGUCGAGCAUAAAAAGCAUAAGGGAAGAAAAAAUUGAAUGAGCUCUCACUCUCCCUGGGCCGCAUAUUGUUAUGCUAAUGUCAGUGUUUAACACAAAUUUCACGACCGGCAAUAAAGUGCGUGAGCCCAGGCUCUGCGGUGUGGUUAUUGAGAAGUGAAUAGUGAUAUGCUCGAAACCUUGUUAUUCACACCGUCUAGCGUAGUCCCGCUCAAAGAAGAAAAAAAAAUAACGGAGAAGAUUAAAGGGAGAGGGGAAAAUAUUCAUACGAACAGUGCUUAAUCCAUACGUUUAAGUUCGCAUUCCGUGUGGGAGUGAAUCUAAAUCAAUUCGAUUGUUGCAAACGUUCCGGCGAGCGUUAAAGUGGAAACGGAAUUUAUGCUCAUCAGCUGACAAACUUCGUUUAAGAAGAAGAAACUCGAGAUUAGAUGCCAACGACAAAUCGGGAACGGAAAUUGAAGCUUCGCCCGAUCUUAAAGUUUUCGAGCCAACGUCGGCUGCCGAGAGUUAGAAUCAUCUAUGUACAUUUGAGAGGCAGGCUACAGUGUUUAGUUAUUUAGUGUUUGUCGAAAAUGACGUAUUUAGACCGAAAUCUCAGCACCAUUUGAAUGCACCAACGUCCGAAUAAAAUCAGCUGAAGGGCUGAACGAAUGGUAGAAAAGAAAACUCAAAAAUUGGAAAGAAUAGCCCUCAUUGAGGGGUUGAAGCGACAAAAAAAAGCAGCAACCGAGGGAACCAAAUUAAAUCGGGAACGCAAACCAAAUAGCAACAACAGACCAGAACAGAGUCAGCAACGAGGUUUUUGGCAAAACAAAGGAAAAACAAGUCAGAAGACGUAAAUUUAGUUGAAUAAUGAGAAUACGCAGCCCGGGUCAUCUCGUUGUCGCCGUUGUUGCAGAGAAAAAGGGCUGAACAGUUGAUUUUUCCCCCUUCUGGUUUGCUCCCUUAGUCAAAUUUCUAUAUUUGCCAAGGCUGAUGAGUUUUUAACGGGAAGAGUACGAUAAAUAAGUUUUAAGCCUGGUUUAUGCAACGGAAUUAACGUUUAGUCCAGUGAUUGAGUAAAAGCAACUAAAAAGCAAGCUUAAAGAUAGCGUGCCUGCAGCUGUUGUGGUCGCGGGGAGAAAAAUUGGCCCAACAAAAAGUCGAGCAACAACUUUUUUCCAACAUCCUACCCAAAAAGGAAAAAUAAUCUCAAAGCGUUUUGAAGAUGGGUGAUUCCGGCAGCAGCGGAUCUUCGUCUCGGUCGUUUUCGUCGUCUUCGAAGUUGUUGUCGCAAUCGCCUGGCAUCUAAUUGAAACCCAUCAACAACGUGUCGCGUCUCCCGGGAUCCAACAGGCUUUCCAGUGUGACCGAGUGUCAAAGUUACUUAAUAUCAAGCCGUGACGGACGGACGAGGAAAAAUCUCCCACGCACAUACAGACCCUCCUCCCUGGAGAUUUCCAGAGGGGCCCAAAAGUUAUCCAUCGCGUGAAGAUUGAAUGAGCUGCUGGGGGAAGAAAGAGUGAAAACCAACCGCUCAGCACCAUUUAUCUCAUUCACGACGUCGACGAAACAACACCAGAAACGAGUUUCGGCAGAUAACUUCCAUCAUGACAUCAGCAGCAGCAUCACAAGCAGCAAUCCCCCGGAGUCGAGGGACAUUGUUAACCGGUGGCCAGAUGACCUCCCGGACCUACAACUUCAGGCAUCUUUUCCUGCUUCUGCUCCUCCUUAUCAGCAUACCCCGGCCGAUAAUUGGAUUCUGUCCAUCACUUUGUACCUGCGAGGCGGACCAGAACAAUCUCCGGACGUCCUGCAUCAACGCGUCCCUGGAGGUGGUCCCGAUUCAGCUCAACCCGGAGGUGCGACAAAUCAACUUGAGCCGCAACGCAAUCACCAACGUUCACUUCACACUCGGGUUCUACUAUCAGCUGGAGAUCCUGGACAUCUCCCACAAUCGCCUUGACUCCCUUGGAUCGAAAAAUUUCGAGUCCCAAGAGAAACUUAGAAUCCUUAACUUAACAGACAACCUCCUAACUUCCCUCUCAAAAGACACCUUCAAGGGGCUCAAAUCCUUGCAAAUCCUGCUACUCUCAAACAACCACAUAGAGAAAAUACACCCAACUUCCUUCCACGGCCUUACAGCGCUUCUAACCCUAGAUCUAACCAAUAACCAAAUCGUAAGCUUCGAGGAUCAUGUCUUUAAACCGAUCCCAACGCUGGAGAAACUCAUCCUCGAGAACAAUCAGCUACUUGAGGUUCCCAACCAGGCCAACCUAGAACACCUCAAAGCACUGAAAAGGUUAGAUCUUUCAGUAAACUUGAUCGAGUUUGUGGCCAACGAUAGCUUUGAAGCGCUGCGGGAGCUGAGGGCGCUGAAUCUGGCCGGGAAUGUACUAACCGAGCUGGAUUUGGGUGCCUUCAAUGGACUGAACGCGCUCAAACAUCUGGAUAUGGCGGAUAAUAAUCUGACGAUUAUCCCAACGAUUCAGCUGUCGAAGCUGUACAAUUUGACUUCCAUGUCUCUCAGCGGAAACUCUUUCCAAAACCUUCCGGCCGUUUCGUUCCUGAACCUAUUCCACCUGCGAGAGCUGCACCUUAACCGGCUGGAUCGACUGGAACGAAUCGAUGCAAGAGCAUUUGUGGACAACACCUACUUGCAGAUCCUGACUCUGGAUGACAAUCCAAUCUUCAGUGAUCUGCCCCUAAGGUUAUUCCAUGGGAAUCCUAACCUGAUAGACAUUUCGAUGCGACGAAAUGCACUUCUCACAUUGGAUGCGGUGCAAUUUCCUUUGGAUCGACUACAGCGAUUAAAAUUGGCCGGAAAUCCUCUGGUUUGUAACUGCUCCAUCCGGUGGCUUUGGCGAUUGGUCACCGGAACUGUUGAUGAAGACGACCUGGAUGGAGUUGGUAUGGUGGGGAGGAGUGGAGAUAGCUUGAGUAAUAUAACUACGGUGUUGAUGAUGGACAAAGACGAGAUUGGCUGUGACUUGAACGAGGAUGGGAUGGUGACAAGGAGGACUUUAAGGAAUAUGUCCGAGAGUGACAUCAACUGUCCGGCUCAUUUAGUGACAAUUUUAGGGGCUAUGUGCGGAAUAGUUUGCGUUGCUUUGGUAGCUUGUUUGGUGAUAGUUUACAGGCGAAAGGUUCGUCAAAAAAAGAAGAUCCUUCAGGAAAGAAAGAACGUUCACGAGAGGAUAGUUCCUCAAAAGGUAGACAAACUGGAACUUGAACGAUACUUAGCUCAACAGGUCCUGGCCAAUGAUUACCGGGAACUUAGAUCUUGUGAGAUUCCAGUUCGCUACGAUGGGAAAUGUCCAACCCAACCCCUGCACACUCCAGAUCCGGAAGAAUCGGACCAUUACGAGAACAUUGAUUACCUUCAGCACCAACGAGCCUUGAGUCAUCACGCUCAUCCGUACCACGCCAAUCAACAUCCGCAUCCGUACCAUCAGCAGCAGCAGCACCAUCUGCACUCAUCUGGGGUCCCAGCGAUGACCCUACAGCAUCCGGGACAUUACCCCCAGAAAUGCCCAUCUGCAGCAGCACAUCCAGCAUCCAACACCAACACACUUCCAGUGCCUCAGACAGCCCAAAGUCAACACCAGAAUCAGCAACAUCAAAAUCAACAAAAUAGUAGACAUCAGAACACCAAUCAUGCGUAUUCCCCAAACUUCUUCAUCUACGUGCUGUAUUCCCACUUCAUUUUUCUGUUGUUGAUAUUAUGAUGAACUAAAUUUGUCACAACAUCUAAGUUCAUCCAAGAGAACGAAGCUCAACUGCUUGCUGUUAUAGGAAAAAUGCAUUCAUUCAUCAUUAGGUAUUUCAGAUUCGCUAGUGCAAGAUUCUAAUCAAUCAACUUCAAAGGUGCUCUCACCAAAACCAUCUCGGAUACAUCGAUCAUUGUUUGUUUGUUUUAAACUAAUUGAAAUAGAGAAAAAAAAGUUCAAAGCAUUUACGAAAGUUCCCAUCUGUUCGAUAACUUGCUAAAGCAAUGGAGGUCUAGGUCUGUUAUUUUUAUUUGAAAUUUUUUAUUAUCCCGACCAAAAACUGAGAACUGAACUGGAACCCCUCAAAACACUCAGAGUUUUUAGAAAUUAUAAAGUUUUGAUAAUUCUUAGAUAUUUCAGAACUUUUAGAACUCUGGAAGCUCUCAGAGUUUCAAGAACUCUUAGAACUUAGUACUCUCAGAUUUCUCAGAGCUCUUAACCAUCUAGAAGAAUUUUGAGGAUAAUCAGAUUGUGUCAGAAUCAUAUAAUUUCCAGAGAGCUCUAUCUGAGAAAUCUUUGAACCCUCACAACUCUUCAAACCCACAGAAAACUCGUAACAUUUGGAUUUUGAAAGCUAACGAAAGUGUAAAAUAACUGAAGCUUCACGGUCUAACGAAGAUCUUAGACCUUUCAGAAUUCUGAGAACUCUCAACAUUCUCAUGAACCUCAAAACUAUUCAAAUUCUCAAAACUCUCAGAAUAGCCAGAAUUGUCAGAAUCCUCAUAAGUCUAAGGUUUUUCAAAAUUUUCUCAACAAUCUGAAUUCUUAAGACUCGCAGAAAUCUCUCGAAACUCUCAAAUCUCUCUGAGUUCUCAGUGCUAUCAGAAUGUUCAAAUCUUUAACCCGUUCGUCACCUUGGGACCCAUAUUCGGGUGACGGGUGUAUUUUCUGGGAGGCCCCGCCACAUCAAAAAUGUGUGACGCUCUCUUACUCUAGUUAGCCGGUCAGUUUAGCCACACGUUUAAAAUCUUGUAGUUCUCCCUUUUUAUUUUCUCGCUCCGAGAAUUUUUUUUGGGCCCAGCUAGUUAAACUACCAGCGUGGCGACGAACGUGUCAAGUCGGUAAAGAAUUUCCAUAAGGUACGGAACUCUCAGAUCUCUCAGAACAACCAUAGCUCUCAAAACUCUUGGAGCUAUUGAUACUCUCAGAAAUUUCAAAUCUUUAAGAGCAUUCAGAGUUCCUAGAACUUACAAAUGCUCUCAAAAUGUCAGUUACUCUAAGAGCUUCUAGAACUUUAUAAGUUUUCUGAGAAUUUUCAUUAAUCUCAGGCUAAUCAUAAAUAUAUGAUAAUUCUGAGAGUUUUGUAAAUUCUUAGAAUAAGGAGAACUGUGAACUGUGUUUUGAAAGUUUAAGAAUUAUGAAAAUUUUGGAAAAUAGGAUAACCGUGAGAAUUUCUUGGGACUGAGAUAAAUAAAAGGAAAAGAUACGUCAAUAAUCACACAAAAUGUGGUAAAAUGUGGAAAUUUGAGAGCAUUUGUGGCAUUUGUGUGCGUAAAAAUGAAAAGAUUUAUGUUUAAAUGAGAGAACCCAGAGAGAGAUGAAAAGUACUGAAUUAUUGCAAUUCGUUGCAAAUUGUGAAACAGUUGUGGAAUUUUUAGGAUAACCAUUCCGAAUGCAAAGAAUUCUCUUUAUAUUGCAAUCCCCCGGAGAAUUUAAUAGCAUUCACAUAUCUUAAAACUUCCAGAACUCUCAGAAUUUUUGGAACACUCAAACUCUCAGUGGGAUAGAGAAACAACAGUGAGAGAUCAAUGGUGGGAACACAUGUGAGAUAUUCAAGGAGUGCAGGGAUGCCAAAAUUGAAUUUUAAAAUCAGGGACUGGUGGAAUGAAAAUCAGAAUACGUCAAAGUUACGGAAACUUCCUCCAGUUCCUUCCAAUACAUUUCUUUUAUCGCAUUUGUAACAAUCAGGCAAAAUCAGGCUUAUUUUCAAAAAUCAGGGACAUCCGAUGGCUUAUCAGGUUGUCAGGAUAAGCCUCGAAAAAUCAGACAAUUCCUAAGAAAAUCAGGCAAAUUGACGUCUCUGAUAAAGUGUAUCGAUAGAAAAUCAAGCAGUCGACCGAUAGAGCUCGACUAGUACGCAUACUGAUGCCUGUUUCGUUACGUUCAUCGUGGUGUUAUUGGCUAACGCGCCGCUGUACUGAAGUGAAAAUUGCGGGCUCGAGUCUCGUUGGUGAACCGUUGUAUUUUCUUCAAGAAUAUCAUGGUAUGAACGGCUUGUGAUCGUUCUUUCUUUGAUAUCUCAUUUUUUUCAAUAUUUUCCAUCACUUUUGAGAAUCUGAGAACCUGAUAAUCUGAGAAUCUGAGAAUCUGAGAAUCUGAGAAUCUGAGAAUCUGAGAAUCUGAGAAUCCAAGAAUCCAAGUAUCUGAGAAUCUGAGAAUCUGAGAAUCUGAUAAUCUGAGAAUCUGAGAAUCUGAGAAUCUGAGAAUCUGAGAAUCUGAGAAUCUGAGAAUCUGAGAAUCUGAGAAUCUGAGAAUCUGAGAAUCCAAGAAUCCAAGUAUCUGAGAAUCUGAGAAUCUGAGAAUCUGAUAAUCUGAGAAUCUGAGAAUCUGAGAAUCUGAGAAUCUGAGAAUCUGAGAAUCUGAGAAUCUGAGAAUCUGAGAAUCUGAGAAUCUGAGAAUCUGAGAAUCCAAGAAUUCAAGAAUCUGAGAAUCUGAUAAUCUGAGAAUCUGAGAAUCUGAGAAUCUGAGAAUAUGAGAAACUAAGAAUCUGAGAUUCUGAGAAUCUAAGAACCUGAGAAUUUGAGAAUCUGAAAAUCUGAAAAUCUGAGAAUCUGAGAAUCUGAAAAUCUGAGAAUAUAAGAAUCUGAGAAUCUGGGAAUUUUGAGAAUAUAAAAAUCUGAGAAUCUGAGAAUUUGAUAAUCUGAUAAUCCUAGAUUCUGAGAAUCUGAGAAUCUGAGAAUCUGAGAAUCUGAGAAUCUGAGAAUCUGAAAAUCUGAGAAUCUGAGAAUCUGAGAAUCUGAGAAUCUGAAAAUCUGAAAAUCUGAGAAUCUGAGAAUCUGAGAAUCCAAGAAUCUGAUAAUCUGAGAAUCUAAGAAUCUGAGAAUCUGAGAAUCUGAGAAUCUGAGAAUGUAAGAAUCUGAGAAUCUGAGAAUCUGAGAAUCAGAGAAUCUGAGAAUCUUAGAAUCUGAGAAUCUUAAAAUCUUAAAAUCUGAGAAACUGAGAAUCUGAUAAUCUGAUAAUCUGAGAAACUGAGGAUCUGAGAAUCAUAGAAUCUUAGAUUUUUCAGAGUAAUCAGAACUUGUAAAACUCCAAGAAUUUUCAUAACUCUCAUUGUUUUCAGAGCUCUUAGAAUUCUUUUAACUUUUUUCAGAAUACUCAGCCUUCAGAACUCAAAGAAUACUCAAAACUUCCAGUGCUUUUUAAAAUCUAAGAAUUUACCAAGUGUUCUGAAAUUUAAUCUGUUUAGUCUUAAUGCUUGAAUUCUUUGAACCGUUGAUUUUUUUUUGAACUUCUGAAAACUUCAUGAACUCGCGGAAUCUUAGUAGAAACUAUCACGACACACAGACUUCUCGGGCUUCUGAGAACUUUCAGAUCUCUUAGAGCUCUUAUUAUUCCUAAAAUGUUAACUGUUUAUUUUAACAUGAAUUUUCAGAACUUUCAUAGCUCUCAUUAAAAACUAUGUGUUAAAAUCAAAGAACUCCGAAUUAGGAACUCAGAAAUCAUAGAUACUAAAAAAAUUGGACUUACGCUGAGUUUUUCAAAAAAAUCUUAGAACAGAGAAAUCAGACUCCAGAGUUCGGAACUCACGAAUCUGAAAUGUAAAAGUUGAAUACUUAUCUCUUCGCUCUGAACUAUUAGCUUAGAGCUCUGAACUUCGAACUUUGAACAUAGAUCUUUGAACUUUCUAUUUUGAACUCCGAAAUUUGAAACUUCGAAUGAAAGAACUUUGAACUUCGAACUUUGAUCUUCAAAAUCUGAUUUCAGAACUUUGUACUGUGAACUCCUGAGUUUGAAGUCUGAACUUUGAACUCGAAGUCCUUUAUUUCGAGCUCUGAGCUUUGGACUGGAAACAAUAAAUUCAGAAUUUUGAACUCUAAAUUCUUAAGUCAGAGUUCAGAACUCUGAGCUUUGAUCUCUGUUAUCUUAACUCUGAACUAUGAACUUAGCACUCAAAACACUCCACUCAGAACUCUGCGUUCUGAAAUUUGAACUUUGCACUUUGAACUUUGAAAUCCGAACUUUGAACUCAAAACUUAGAACUUGGAGCUCUGAAAUCUGUAUAGUUGAAAUUUGAACUCUGAACUCUGAAUUCUGGACUCUGAACUCUGAUCUCAAAACCAAGAACUGAGAAUUCAAAAUAUGGAUCUCGUAAUUCAAAACUAAGAACACAAAACACAGCUAGAAAUUGGAAACUGAAAAUUUCGGAAGUCAAAACUCCAAACUUUGAACGUUCAGCUUUAAAUUCAGAACUCUAAGCUUUGACCUUCCAAUUCUGAACUCUGAACAUUGAACUCUAAACUCAGAGCUCUGUACUCUGAACUCUGAUCACUGAAUCCUGAACUCUGCAAUCUUAACUCUAAACUCUGAAGUCUAAACUUCGAACUGAGAGCUCUGCACUCAGAGCUCUGCUCUUUCAACUCUGAAAUCUCAACUCUAAACUCUGAACUCUAAACUAGGAACUCAGAACUCUGCACUCAGAACUCUGCACUCAGAACUUUGCCCUCUAAACUCUGAACAUUAAGCUUUGAACUCCGAACUCUACACGUUCAAUUCUCCAAACUCUGAACUCAGAGUUCUUAAAUCUGAAAUCUGAACUCUGCAAUCUUAACUCUGUGCUCUAAAUUUCGAACUCAGAACUCUGAGCUCUGAACCUUGAACUUUUAACUUCGCACUUGAAACUCAAAACUUAGAACUUCGAGAUCUAAAAACUGAACUUUGAAAUUUUAACUCUGAACUCUGAAUUCUGAACACUGAACUCUGAAUACAAAACUCAGAGUUGUGAAUUGAAACAUUGAUCAUCAAAUUGAAUACUCAGAACUCAAAACACAGCUAAAAACUGUAAACUAAAUAUUUCGGAUUUGAAAACUUCUAACUCUGAACUUUGAACUAUCAACUCAAAACGCUAUACUAUGAACUUAGGCCUCUCAAUUCUGAACUCUAAACUUAAAACACUGCACUCCGAGCUCUGCACUCAGAACCUAGAACUGUGAACUCUGAACUCUCUUCUGAACUCUAAAAUCUUAACUCUUAACUCUGAGCCUUGAAAUUGAAACCAGAAUACUGAUCUCAGAACCCUGCCCUCUGAGCUCUGAAUUCAUAAUCUUUGAAUUCCGAACUCUGAACGUUAAACUCAGAAGUUUUCAGAGUUUAGAAACUCUGAACUCAGAUUUCUAAACUCUGAAAUCUGAGCUCUGCUAUCUUAACACUGAACUCUAAACUCACAACUCAGGACUCUGCACCCUGAUUUUAUAACUUUGAACUUAGAAUUUGACUUCAUAACUUAGAAUUCUGAGACCUGAACAUUGAAAUUUGAACUUCGAACUCUGAACUCUGAACUCAAAACCCAAAAUAAAUAAUUUAAAACAUAGAUCUCAAAAUUCAACACUCGGAACUUAAAACACAGCUUUAAACUGGAAACAUAUGAUUUGAAAAUUCAAAACUGCAAACUCAGAACUUUGAGCUUCAAACUCAGGACGAAAUACUCUGAACUUUGACUUCUAAUUCUGAGCCCUGAACACUAAACUCUUAGCUCAAAUUUUUGCACUCGGAACUCUUUACUCCGAACUUUGCAUUUAUAACAUUAAACUAUGAACUAUGAAGUCAGAACUCUGAACUCUGAACUCAGAACUUUGAACUUUGAAUUUUGAAUUUGAAUUUCUGAACUCUGAGCUCUAGACUUUGAUCUUUAAAUUCAGAACAUUUAAUUUUUAUUUCAGAACUCCGAAUUCUGAGUUCUGAAUUCCCAAUUUUAUACUCUUAUUUAUGAAUUCUUAACUCUAAAACAUUAACUCCUAACUCUGAACUUUACACUUUGAACUCAGAACUCUGCAUUCUGACCUCUAAGCUUUUCACUGCAAACUUAGAACGUUCAAUUCAGAUCUCAGCCCUCUGAACACUGAGUCUAAGCUAUAAAAUUUUAACUCUGUAAUCAAAACUCUGAACUCUGAACUCAUCACUUUGAAUUCUGAACUCGGAACUUUGAACUUUAAGCUUUGAACUCAAAACUUCGAGCAUUGAGCUCUGAAAUUUGAACUUUGAAAUUUGAACUCUGAACUCUAAAAUCUGAAUUCAGAACACUGAAUCCAGAAUUCAAACCCAGAAUUGUGAAUUGAAACUUAGAUCGCAAAAUUGAACACUCAGAACUCACAGCUAGAAACUGGAAAUUGGUUAUUUCGGACUUCAAAACUUCAAACUCUGAACUUUGAACUUUCAACUCAAAACUCUACACUGUGAACUUUGAUCUCUCAAUUAUGAAUUCUGAAGUCUUAACUCUAAACUCUGUACUCUGUACUCUGCACUCUGAACUCUGAACUCUUAACUCCGAACUUAAACUGUGCAUUCUGAAGACUGAAGUCUGUACUCUGAACUCCGAACAUUGAAAUCAAAGAUCUCAACUCUGAGCAUUCAACUCUGAGCUGUGGAUUGUAAACUAUAAAUCCAGAACUUUGAAUUAUAAAUUGUGAAAUCUGAAACCUGAACUCCGAUUUCUGCAUCCUGAACUCUGACAUCUCAACUCUGAACUCUGCCUCUAAACUUUGCACUCAGAACUCUACACUCAGAACUCUGCCCUCCAAGCUCUGAACUUUGAACUCUAAGCUUUAAACUUUAAAAAUUAAAAUCAGAACUCUUUACUCUGAACUCAGAGUUCUUAUCUCUGAAAUCUGGACUCUGCAAUCUUAACUCUGAACAACAAACUCAUAACUUUGUACUCUGCACUCUGAAUUUUGAGCUUUGAACUUCGAACUUUGAACACAGCACUUUGAAAUUCAUGACUUAGAAUUCUGAUAUCUGAUCUUUCAAAUAAAACUCUGAACUCUGAACUCUGAAUCAAAAACCCAAAAAGAUAAUUCAAAACCUAUAUCUCCAAAUACAAUACUCAGAACUCAAAACACAGCUAGAAACUGGAAACUGAAGAUUUUGGAAUUUAAAACUCCAAACUCAGAACUUUGAGCUUUAAACUCAGAACUCUUAACUCUGAAUUUUGUCCUCUCAAUUAUGAACUCUGAACACUAAAUUCUACACUUAGAAUUAAGAGCUCUGAUGUUCUGAAUUCUGAGCUUUUAACUCUGCGCUCUGGACUAUGAACUUUAAAUUCAUAACUCCAUACUCAGAAUUUUGAGCUCUGAAUUCUGAACUGUGAGUUCUGAACUCUGAACUCUGGACUCUGAGCUCAUAAGCUUUGAAUUCCGAACAUUGAACGUUUAAUUCAGAACUCGUAGCACUGAUCUCAGAGUUUUGAGCUCUGAAAUCUUUACUCUGUCCUUUAAACUUAGAACUCAGAACUCUGCACUCUGAAUUUUGAAUUUUUAACUGCGACCUUUGAACUAAAAACUUAAAGCUUUGAGCUCUGAAAUCUAAAUUUUGAAAUUUGAAUUCUUUACUCUGAACUCGGAACUCAAAACCCAGAAUUGAGGAUUCAAAACAAAGAUCUAAAAAUUUAAUAGUAAGAACUCAAAACACAACUAGAAACUGGGAGCUGAAGAUUUCAGAAUUCAAAACUUCAAACUCUGAUCUUUGAGUUUUUAACACAGAUUCCGAUACUCUGAACUUUGAUCUCUUAAAUCUGAACUCUGAACUUCGCACUUUGAACUCAGAACUGUGAACUUUUAAUUUUGAACUAUGAACUUUGAUCUCUGAAAUCUGAACUCAUAGCUUAGAACUCUGAACUCUGAAGUCUUAAAUCUAUACCUUGAACUCGAAGCUCUGAAUUUUGAGCUCUGAACUCUGAACUCUAAUCUUUGAACACUGAAUCUGAGCUAUGAACUUCGAACUCCUUUUUCUUUGGAGGUUCUCGUUCUCGUUGAUGAAAAAAAAAGAACUUUGAACUUUUUUCUUUGAACUCCGAAUUAUGAACAAUAAAUCCAGGGCUCUAAACUCUAAUCUCUGAGCUCAUCUGUGAAACCUGAACUCUGAAACCUGAAAUCUGAAAUCAGAACUUAGAACUCUGCACUCUGAACUCCGAGCUCUGAAUCCCGAACUCUGUGCUCUAAGCUUCGAACUUUAAACUCAGAACUCUGCUUCCUUUACAUUGAUCUUUUAAAUCUGAACUCUAAAUCUGAGCUCUGAAAUUUGAAUUCUAAACUUUGAACUCAGAACUCUGCACCAAUGCUGCUCUCUGAUCUGAACUUUGAUCUGUAAAAUCCGAACCUGAGCUUUAAACUCUGAACUCUAAACUCUAAUCUAUUAAUUUCUUAACUCUGAAAUCUGAGCUCUAAACUCAGAACUCUGAACUCUGAGUUUCGAACUUCAAUUUUUAAAUUCAGAACUUGGAACUUUAAUUUCAAAACUAAGAGCUUUGAAUUCUGAAAUCUGAACUUUGAAUUCGGAAUUCUAAGAUCUGAACUCUAAACAAUGAACUCAAAACGUAGAAUUGAGAAUUCGAAACAAAGAUCUCAAAUUUCGACACUCAAAACUCAAACCUUUCAAUUCUGAACUAUGAAUGAAUAUUGAACUCAAAAGUUAGUACUAUGCAUUCUGAACUUCAAACUUUGAAUUCAGAACUUUGAACUUUGUACUCUGAAUUUUGACCUUUAAAAUCUGAAAAUUCAACAUAAAGAGAACUCAGAAUUAUGAACUUAACACUCGAACUUGAAAUUCAAAAACACCGAUAUGAGCACUGAAAAUCCAGAAUGGAAAUCUCAGAAAACCAAACUGAACUUAUUUUGAAGUGAUUUUUUUUGUUUUCAGAUCACAGGCCUAAAUCGACCAUUGAAAACUGAAACACCAACGUUGCAUAACAAUCAUUUACAAUCGCAAAUAGUCAAGUCAGAGAAAGAAAAGAAAAUGAAUUUGUAGGGUUCAUUUUAUAUUUACACCGAUUGAAUCGUUCAUCAUUUCAUAAUAUAGUUAUGAUUGAAAUGGAAAUUGAUAAAAUGUUCACCACAACCGAAUAAAGCAUUCUCACAAAAGACAAUUCAUAUUCACCCGUUGUAAGCGACGAAAACAUAACAGAAUCAUAAUAAAAAAUAGUUUAUAAUAAGUAGUAUAGUUAAAAUAAACUUAUUCACAAACAAAAACAGCAACAGUAACAGCAACAAAAACACGAAGAAUAUAAUCUAUUUUGUACAGACCAUUUUCAUAUUUGUAAGUCACCGAGAAAAAAUGAAAUUCCCACAAAACUUUAAUCAAAUUGUACAGUUUUUGUCCAUCGAAAGAUGCAAUAAUGUAAAUAACCUUACUAAUGAUUAAAACACGACAUAGCUUCUUAAAAAAAGAUAUAAAUAUAUGUUUCCCCAAUCUUUCCUGUUUUGUUUAAAGCCAAGCCAUCUGUAAGCUUCCUUUGCCAUAUUAGUGUUUAAGUUUACGUCGAUAGGGAAAAAUGUUUUUGUUUUAACAAGAUUUCGUUAAUAAAUUAUAGGCAAACAAAAUCUGAUGAAAAACUUUCAAAGCAAUCGUUAUCCGUACUUAUUGAAAUGAGAUAAAAAAAAACAAUAACUAAAUUACGAGUCAACAAAGUGAUAUAAUCUCGUUUACUUUUUUGAAAGAAAAAAAACAACAACUGAAACUUGUAGGGUUAGGUAAAAAAAAUGAAACUACAUUAUGGAUGAAAAAAUACGCUAUUUCUCUACCAAUAUAUUUCUUAAACGGUACGUUCUAAAUAAGCUGAACAAAAAAAAUAAAGUAAGAAGAAAAAUCAGCUCACAAACGCAAUACAGUCAUCUUUUUCUAGAAAGAAUUCAAGUUCGCACUUUAAAAAAAUUAAGAGAAAGGAAAACACUUCUAUAAAAUUGAUAACCAAAACGGAAAACGUGAAGAGAAGUCUUGUGAAAGAAAUGUGAUUCGAAAACGGGAAUGACAAUGAGUUGGAUAGUUUUUUUUAUUAACAUAAAAACAAUCAGCCAAUGCUGCAAAGCUAUGAAUGACGUAAUUUAUUGGAAGAGAGAAGAAUCAAAUCAAGGAUCUAGAAACAAGAGAGAGAACAAAUUAUAACACUUUCUGAGGACAACACGCAUGCCAUACAAUCUCAUUCUGUUCGAACAUAAGUUGUUAUAAGACUGAAACCUAUUGCGCAAAAAUAAA